AAAGACUUAUUUUUCCAGCGACUUAAGCAUAGGGUUGUUGUGUUCAACUUUAAUUAUCUUUCAUAAAAAAAAAACAAAAGAAUUCAUUUUUAUAAAAACACUAGGUAUAAUUUAAAAAUACUCAUAUGUGAACGGAUUUAGGUUUAAGUUACUAAAAUGUCUUUAACAAAUAAUUUACUUAUUAAAUUGAUUCUCUUGAGUGCUUUUGUGUCGUUAUGCAGAGCGGGAAAUGUGACUAAAGACGGUGAAGGUGAUAAAGUAUUAAAGGAUCAAACAGCAGGCAAAAAACGCGGGGAAAUGGGAUUCACGGGACUACCUGGUUAUCCUGGAGUAUCUGGAAUAAUUGGUAUGCCAGGUCAAAAAGGCGACAUGGGACUCCCAGGAGUUCCUGGUGUCCCGGGGCUUCAAGGUUACCCUGGACUAAAAGGUGAACGUGGUGACGAUGGGCCCAUGGGACCCCCAGGUAAACCUGGUCUACCAGGACUUGAUGGUUAUCCUGGAAUGCCCGGACCGAAGGGUGAACGUGGUGAGAUGGGACCCAUAGGAGCAAUGGGAGAACCUGGUUUUACUGGACAGAAAGGCCAAAAAGGAGAAUCAGCAUCACAAGCUGGAAUUACAGAAAGACAUAUCAGCUCUGGAGUACUGCUAGUGAAACACAGUCAGACUCAAGAUGUUCCUUCGUGUAAUGCUGGGCAUGUGAAGCUCUGGGAGGGUUAUUCGCUGUUUUCCAAAAACUUGGGUAAUGCUGGAUCCUGUUUGAGGAAAUUCAACCCGAUGCCGUUCCACACAUGUUCGGACAGCGACUGUAGGCCAAUAUACGACAACUAUUGGUUAAAAAACGCAAAUUUAAUGCCGCCCAGUGUCUCAGGAGAAGAGCUUAAGAAAUACAUUUCGAGAUGUGUUGUCUGCGAAGUGCCAUAUAACGUGAUGGCAGUGCAUAGCCAAAGUGCUAUUGUACCGAGAUGUCCGACAGGCUGGGAUGAACUGUGGACUGGCUACAGUUUUGCCGCUGUAACUGAUGACGGUGAGGAUGCCAGCGCCGACGCCCUGGCCAGCCCAGGCUCCUGUCUCUUGAAUUUCCACAGACUCCCGGUGGUAGAAUAUAAUGGAGCAACAGGUUUCGUCAGCUUUAGGAAAGUAAAAGUAAGCCAUUGGCUAGCCGCUCUUGACGAUGAGUUAGCGCCCGGGAUAAAGCCGCGGAAGGACGUGCGAUCUCAAGUGUCGAGGUGCGCCGUCUGUAGCAAGUCUUAAGAAAAACUUAAUCGUGGUUCCAAUAGGUGUAGGUAUCAAACAAGUUUGACACUAGAAAAGGCAUGAAAAUAUUAUCUAUGGGACAAUUCAUGCCUACAUUUAAAAAAAACAUCGUAACAGAAACUGCUUGACAGACUAGGUACGGUAUAUACCUAUAUAUAGUUAUGUACGUAGCUGAUAGGUUAUAUAUAGGGACCAAUUAAUUACUCAUAUAAGAGAGCAGUAAUAAAUCAUAAUAUAAGCUAAA
Molecule: messenger RNA, 1498 nt
Organism: Leguminivora glycinivorella
Lineage: Eukaryota; Metazoa; Arthropoda; Insecta; Lepidoptera; Tortricidae
Product: collagen alpha-2(IV) chain-like
Exons: 3
Coding region: 157-1251 (364 amino acids)
Cellular component (GO): collagen trimer
Molecular function (GO): extracellular matrix structural constituent
Source: RefSeq, a predicted model, not a curated record